UAAUAAUCGGUGUAUGGUCUCGCGAUGUUUUACGGUUAAGCGCUCCUGCAGAAAAAGGACUUGACACACAUGUCAACAAAUAAGAUAAAUUAAUACUAGCUAGCAACACAGGCAUGCCAAGGUGUGCCAGUGAAGAAUAGGCUGACCCCUCGCUGCACCUAUAUGUCCACUGCUGUCUCCAUGACCACCCCUCCCAUAGUGGCGUUUGCCGGGCAGCAGGCUCAGGCUGCCCGUGAUGUCAACACAGCGUCGCUCUGUCGCAUCGGCCAGGAGACGGUGCAGGAUAUCGUCUUACGCACCAUGGAGAUCUUCCAGCUGUUGAGGAACAUGCAGCUGCCAAAUGGAGUGACGUACCACCCCAGCACCCACCAGGACAGGCUGGGCAAACUGCAGGAGCACCUGCGUAUGCUCUCUGUACUCUUCCGCAAGCUGCGCCUCGUCUACGACAAAUGUAACGAAAACUGCACCGGUCUGGACCCCGUACCCCCAGAGCAACUCAUCCCCUACGUGGAGGACGACAGCUCCAAACACGAUGAACGCUUGGCCAGCCAGGCCCGCCCGGCAACAGAGGAGAGGAGAGAAAUCCUGGAGGUUAACAAGAAGCUCAAACAGAAGAACCAACAGCUGAAGCAGAUAAUGGACCAGCUCAGAAACCUCAUCUGGGAGAUAAACUCCAUGCUGGCUGUUAGGAGUUGAACGGCAAACACGGCGACACAGAGAGAGAGACACACAGGCGCAGGCGCGCAUACAACACACACACACACACACACACACACACACACACACACACACACACACACACACACACACACACACACACACACACACACACACACACACACACACACACACACACACACACACACACACACACACACACACACACACACACACACACACACACACACACACACACACACACACACACACACACACACACACACACACACACAGAGGAAGACAUGGUUGUUAACUGGAUAUCUGACAGGGUCCCUCUGAGGCUGAUGCUGACGCUGCACUUUAGAAAUGCAGGCUUUUGCAAUAUACAACCGUCAGUCCCAGAAAAAGAGGGUGAAGAAAGCAAAGAACGAAGAGAAGUUGUGCGAUGGAGAAAUGCUGAUAUACACUCACCGUACAGUUUAUUAGGUACACCCAGUUAGUAACAGGUCGGACCCUCCUUUGCCUCCAGAACAACCUGAAUUCUUUGGCGUAUUCUACAAGUUGUCUGGAAACGUUCCACAGGGAUGUUGGUACAUGCUGACGCGAUGGCAUCAUGCAGUUGCUGCUGAUUAAAUGGCGGUACAUUCAUUGUACAUAAUAAACUGUCCGAUGAGUGUAGUUGUCGCUUACAAAAUGGUUAUUAAGAGGACUUUCAGAGUUAUAGUUUAUUUAAUAUCCUAAGAUAUUUGACAAAUACUAAGAUAUUUUUGACAUUUACCCAUUUAGAGUAGUUUUGAAGUUCGAUUUCCUUCAAGAUGUGUUUAUACAUUCCUAAACCAUUUUAACUCAAAUGAUAUACAUGAUGACAUGUUUGUGGUGAAGAAGAGCACAGAUCUGUGCAAAAAUACCAUAAAACAAAUCAUAGGGCACAUUGCUGAAAAUAAGUUUUAAAUGAAAUCACUGCUAGCUAGAUUGAGGUCUCCAGUUUCCCCCCCCCACAUAGAUCUGUUCUCUUUUGCAACAUGAACAUGGUACAGUGUAGUGAAACAAAAGAGUUUUGUGCUUCUGCUUUUCAUGUGUGGUUGGCUGCUUGAUGUUGACGUGUCAAUGCAGUAUCUUCUGGACUUUAUCAUUAUCACAAUGUCUGGUUAACUUUAGGAAUUCUAUGGCACUAUAAAUCCUGCUGUGAUUUAGACCAA
Messenger RNA from Oncorhynchus kisutch (coho salmon), 1859 nucleotides. It is a transcript of the gene med30, whose product is annotated as mediator complex subunit 30. The transcript has 5 exons. Bases 163 to 696 code for a protein of 177 amino acids. Gene Ontology annotation, molecular function: transcription coregulator activity. Gene Ontology annotation, cellular component: mediator complex. The record is from RefSeq and is a predicted model, not a curated record. NCBI's taxonomy places the organism in Eukaryota, Metazoa, Chordata, Actinopteri, Salmoniformes, Salmonidae. Gene Ontology annotation, biological process: positive regulation of DNA-templated transcription.